This is a messenger RNA of Drosophila takahashii, 620 nucleotides long. RefSeq names its product thioredoxin C-1. The record is from RefSeq and is a predicted model, not a curated record. Gene Ontology annotation, molecular function: protein-disulfide reductase activity. Gene Ontology annotation, biological process: cell redox homeostasis. Gene Ontology annotation, cellular component: mitochondrion. Lineage: Eukaryota; Metazoa; Arthropoda; Insecta; Diptera; Drosophilidae.
AACUCGAGCCGUUAGCACCCAGCAGCCUUAACAAUUUUUAGAUCAAAAUUCGUUUGAAAAAGUCUUCAUUUAUUUCGGCUUAAAUUAAAUUCCUUCUCGUGAUUAUGUCGAGCUAUAGGAGGUUAUACCGCGCAGAGCGUCUGAUGAACCUGCUCAAGGCAAACCGCGGAAUGACCAGCACAGGCAGGCAACCGAUCUUCGAUGUGGAGACCAGAAAGGACUUUGAGCAGCGAGUGAUUAAUAGUGACCGACCGGUGGUUGUGGAUUUCCAUGCCAGCUGGUGCUGUCCUUGCAAGGCUCUGGCCCCUCGACUGGAGAACAUCGUGUCCGAGCAGGGCGGUCGGGUGAGGCUUGCCCGCGUCGAUAUUGAUGAGCACGGCGAACUGGCCAUGGACUACAACGUGGGAUCCGUUCCAUCCCUGGUGGUUAUCAGCAAUGGCAAGGUGGUUAAUCGUAUGGUUGGCCUUCAGACCAGCGAAUAUAUCCGCAAGUGGCUUCAUAAAGUGGUGCCCAAUACGUCAUCUGCCAAAACGGAGAACUAGAUCAGCAUGUCAAUGGGGAGUGCAAAACACGUUCUUUGUAGGCUCGCUUUAAGUUCGAUUAAACCAUGUUCACGGCAA